AUGGGAAUGGAAGACAGGAAAAAUUUAUUUGAUGGAGUGAAAUCGGUAACGGAAACUAAUCAACUUAAAGAGGUUUUUGAAAAUUAUUCAUGUGACAUUAUUUAUCGUUUGGAAAAUAUUCUUAAUGUUCUAAAUCCUACUUAUGUGGUUUUUUAUGACACUUUGAAAGCCAUAGCACAUUUCUCUGGCUGGCUUCAUUAA
Messenger RNA from Clunio marinus, 201 nucleotides. The record is from the annotation of a GenBank genome assembly. NCBI's taxonomy places the organism in Eukaryota, Metazoa, Arthropoda, Insecta, Diptera, Chironomidae.